GAGCCCUCCGCUACCUGAAAAAAAAAUGCACGUCCAAGUGGUCCCAUCCUAGAGGUCUGCUGAGACAGGAAUAACUAGCAAUGCAGUGCCUGGAGAUGACAACCAAACGGAAGCUUAUCGGCCGCCUGGUGCCGUGCCGAUGUUUCCGAGGCGAAGAAGAGAUCGUGGCGGUGUUGGACUACUCCCACUGCGGCCUUCAGCAGGUGCCGAAGGAGGUCUUUAACUUUGAGCGGACUCUCGAGGAGCUUUAUCUAGAUGCCAAUCAAAUUGAGGAACUGCCCAAGCAAUUGUUCAACUGUCAAGCUCUCCGCAAACUGAGUAUCCCAGAUAAUGACCUUUCGAAUCUGCCAACCACUAUUGCUAGUUUAGUUAAUCUCAAAGAACUUGACAUCAGUAAAAACGGUGUCCAAGAAUUUCCAGAAAAUAUUAAGUGCUGUAAGUGUUUAACAAUCAUCGAAGCCAGCGUCAAUCCCAUUUCUAAGCUCCCUGAUGGCUUCACACAGCUCAUCAACCUGACCCAGCUGUACCUGAAUGAUGCCUUUCUGGAGUUUCUUCCAGCCAACUUCGGAAGACUUGUCAAAUUGCGGAUCUUGGAAUUAAGAGAAAAUCACUUGAAAACUCUACCAAAGUCAAUGCACAAACUGGCCCAGCUGGAAAGACUUGACCUGGGCAAUAACGAGUUCAGCGAGCUGCCUGAGGUUCUGGAACAAAUACAAAACCUAAGAGAACUGUGGAUGGACAAUAAUGCACUUCAAACACUUCCUGGGUCUAUAGGGAAAUUAAAGAUGUUGGUGUACCUGGAUAUGUCAAAAAACAGGAUAGAAACUGUUGACCUGGACAUUUCGGGAUGCGAAGCGCUUGAAGACCUCUUAUUGUCAUCCAAUAUGUUACAGCAAUUGCCCGACUCGAUAGGACUGUUGAAAAAACUAACUACUCUUAAAGUAGAUGACAAUCAACUUACCGUGUUACCCAAUGCAAUUGGAAAUUCAGCGCCUUCACAGGCAGCAGAUACCAAGAAGAUCAGGCUGCCACCAGCAUCAGUGGCUGCCAUCUCCCCUCAGACCCUGAUGGAGAUCUCCCAGAACCCUGGACUCAAGAGCCUUGGGAAUAUCAGUGUCAUAUGGAUUGGGAGCUGUAAAAAUGUUACAGUCAUGUCGCUGCGCUCCAAUAAGCUGGAAUUUCUUCCUGAAGAGAUUGGACAGAUGCAGAAACUGAGGGUCUUAAAUCUGAGUGAUAACAGACUGAAGAAUUUGCCUUUCUCAUUUACCAAACUGAAGGAGCUUGCUGCUUUGUGGCUGUCAGACAAUCAAUCAAAGGCCCUUAUCCCUUUACAAACAGAAGCUCACCCAGAAACAAAACAAAGAGUAUUGACUAACUACAUGUUCCCUCAACAACCUCGUGGUGAUGAAGAUUUCCAGUCAGACAGCGACAGUUUUAAUCCUACUCUGUGGGAGGAGCAACGACAACAACGAAUGACGGUAGCCUUUGAAUUUGAAGAAAAAAAGGAAGACGACGACAAUGCUGGAAAAGUUAAGGAUCAGCCUUGCCAAGCCCCCUGGGAAAGGGGCCAGCGUGGGAUUACCCUCCAACCUGCCAGACUGUCUGGCGAUUGCUGCACACCAUGGGCCAGGUGUGAUCAGCAGAUCCAAGACAUGCCAGUUGCCCAGAUUGACCCACAGCUGGCAUGGGGGUGUAUAAGUGGCCUCCAGCAGGAAAGGAGCAUGUGUACUCCAUUGCCAGUUGCAGCAAAUUCCACCAGUCUUCCCUCUCUAAGUGGCAGACAGGUUGAAAUAAACCUAAAACGAUACCCAACCCCUUACCCAGAAGACUUGAAGAACAUGGUCAAAUCUGUUCAAAAUCUGGUGGGAAAGACGAGCCAUGGAGUACGUGUUGAGAAUUCCAAUCCAGCAGCCAAUACGGAUCAACCUGUGAAAGAGAAGUAUGAACACAAGUGGCCAGUUGCCCCAAAGGAGAUUACAGUUGAGGAUUCUUUUGUCCAUCCAGCCAGUGAGAUGAGGAUUGGGGAACUUCACCCUUCACUGGCCGAGGCUCCGCUAUACCCUCCCAAACUCGUUCUUCUAGCAAAAGACAAAAAGGAAUCAACGGAUGAGUCUGAAGUCGAUAAACCUCAGUGUCUAAAUAACAGCGUUUCCUCGGGUACAUAUUCGGACUACUCGCCUUCUCAGGCUUCCUCAGGAUCGUCGAAUGCCCGUGCUAAAGCGGGGUCCUUGCAGACAACAGCUAAAGAUGCUGGAAAUCAUUCUCUGUGGGGCAACAGGAUUGCACAGUCUUUUCCACAGCCUAUUGACUCAAAGCCAUUACUCAGCCAGCGGGAGCCCGUGCCACCAGGGAACUUGCCCCCACGUCCCGAAAGGCGACCAAUGAGCGAACCCUUCGCGGAUCCCUGGAACGACGGCUCCCAUUACGAUAACACAGGGUUCGUUGCAGAGGAGAACGCUCAAGAGAAUGCCAACAGUAACCCUCUGCUAAGCUCUAAAUCGAGAAGCACAUCUGCUCAUGGACGCCGACCUUUGAUUAGACAAGACAGGAUAGUUGGCAUUCCGCUGGAACUUGAACAGUCCACACAUAGACACACACCUGAAUCAGAAGUGCCUCCUUCCAAUCCUUGGCAGAAUUGGACCCGAACCCCUAGUCCUUUUGAAGACAGGACAGCUUUUCCUUCUAAAUUGGAGUCCACCCCCACCACCAGCCCUUUGCCAGAAAGGAAAGACCAUAUAAAAGAACCAGCAGAAAUAGCUAGUCCUUUCCCUUCGGGAGUACCCUGGGAAUACCAUGAUUCCAAUGCUAACAGGAGUCUCGGUAAUGUCUUUUCUCAUAUUCACUGCCGCCCAGAGCCUUCCAAAGGUGUGAUUUCCAUUAGCAGAAGCACAGAUAGGCUUUCGCCGAUGAUGAAAGACAUAAAGUCCAAUAAAUUUAAAAAGUCACAGAGCAUUGACGAAAUAGACAUCGGCACGUAUAAGGUCUAUAACAUCCCGCUAGAAAACUAUGCAUCUGGGAACGAUCACUUAGGGAGCCACGAGCGGCCGGAUAAGAUCCUGGGGCCGGAGCACGGCAUGUCCAGCAUGUCUCGGAGCCAGUCUGUGCCCAUGUUAGAUGACGAAAUGUUGACUUACGGCAGUAGUAAAGGGCAGCCGCAGCAGAAGCCCUCUCUGACCAAGAAAGUCUAUCAGUUUGACCAAAGCUUCAAUCCGCAGGGAGCCGUGGAGGUGAAAGCGGAUAAGCGGAUGCCGCCCCCUUUCCAGCAGAACCCCGAGUACAUGUCCCAACCCGCUAAAACGAUGGCGAAGGAUCUGGUCAGCCCCAGGGCGUACAGAGGCUACCCCCCCGUGGAGCACAUGUUCUCCUUCUCGCAGCCCUCCGUUAACGAGGAGGCCAUCGUCAAUGCCCAGUUCGCGAGCCAGGGUUCCCGGGCAGGAUUCCUAAGGAGGGCCGAUUCUCUGGCGAGCUCCACGGAGAUGGCCAUGUUUAGAAGGGUCAGUGAGCCUCAUGAAGUGCCCCCGACUGAUAGGUAUGGCAGGCCUCCGUAUAGAGGAGCUCUGGAUCGCCAAAGCAGCGCCUCAGUGUCUGAAUCCCAGUUCCUCAAAAGGAAUGGCAGGUACGAAGACGAACAUCCUUCAUAUCAAGAAGUGAAAGCCCAGGCGGGAAGUUUUCCAGUUAAAAACCUUACCCAAAGGCGGCCAUUGUCUGCGAGGAGCUACAGUACAGAGAGUUAUGGCGCCUCCCAAACCAGACCAGUUUCAGCUAGGCCUACUAUGGCAGCUCUUUUGGAAAAGAUACCAUCUGACUAUAACUUGGGUAACUAUGGUGACAAGCCAUCAGAUAACAGUGAUUUAAAGCCAAGGCCCACUCCUGGGAAGGGAGAGGAGAGCUGUGGUAAAAUGCCUGCAGACUGGAGACAGCAGCUGCUUAGACAUAUAGAAGCUAGAAGGUUAGACAGGAAUGCCGCUUACAAACACGCCACGGUUAACCUUGGCAUGCUGCACUCUGGAGGGCUCUCGGCCGUGCAUGCAGAGAGAAGCAUGACUCUAAACUUGCAGACUAAGUCUCAGUCUGAGAACCAAACGCAGCACCAGCCGUCUCUCCUCCAGCAUACCCCGUCCCAGCAAAGCAACAUUCUAGACAAUGGACAAGAAGAUGUAUCUCCCAGUGGCCAAUGGAACCCCUAUCCACUGGGGAGGCGGGAUGUACCUCCGGACACGAUUACUAAAAAGGCAGGUAGCCAUAUCCAGACACUGAUGGGCUCUCAGAGCCUCCAGCAUCGGAGUCGGGAGCAGCAACAGCCCUACGAAGGCAACGUCAACAAGGUGACCAUCCAGCAGUUCCAGUCGCCGUUGCCCAUUCAGAUCCCCUCCUCACAGGCUUCCCGGGGACCUCAGCCUGGACGGUGCUUAAUUCAAACUAAAGGGCAGAGGAGUAUGGACGGGUACCCAGAGCAGUUUUGUGUGAGAAUAGAAAAGAAUCCUGGCCUUGGAUUUAGUAUCAGUGGUGGAAUUAGUGGACAAGGAAAUCCAUUCAAACCUUCUGACAAGGGUAUCUUUGUUACUAGGGUUCAGCCUGAUGGGCCAGCAUCCAGCCUGCUGCAGCCUGGUGAUAAGAUCCUUCAGGCAAAUGGACACAGUUUUGUGCAUAUGGAACAUGAGAAAGCGGUAUUACUCCUGAAGAGUUUCCAGAACACAGUAGACCUAGUUAUUCAGCGUGAGCUUACUGUCUAA
Messenger RNA from Gracilinanus agilis (Agile Gracile Mouse Opossum), 4733 nucleotides. It is a transcript of the gene LRRC7, whose product is annotated as leucine rich repeat containing 7. Gene Ontology annotation, molecular function: protein binding. The transcript has 26 exons. The coding region runs from base 81 to 4733 and encodes 1550 amino acids. The record is from RefSeq and is a predicted model, not a curated record. Gene Ontology annotation, cellular component: postsynaptic membrane; adherens junction; postsynaptic density. Lineage: Eukaryota; Metazoa; Chordata; Mammalia; Didelphimorphia; Didelphidae. Gene Ontology annotation, biological process: neurotransmitter receptor transport, endosome to postsynaptic membrane; neurotransmitter receptor transport postsynaptic membrane to endosome.